AUGGUCACGGAGGAAGGUGGCAACAAGGAUCUGGACGCUCUGGCUGCAGCAGCGCCAGGGCAGCCCGGAGCUGCCGUCGUUCGCCCCUUGCGUCAGCCCUUGCCGCCGAUGAACCCAGGCCGGUGCCCGUGUGCAGUCCCUCUCUUCUUCCUCUCUCUUUUCUUCCCCGUCCUCUGCUCUAACCUCUCCCUUUGCUCGUUUCUACUGUCAGGAGCAGAACGGGAGACCCGCCACUGCCGCCCUGGAUCACGACAUAUGUGCCUCAGCCAUCGCCCCUGUAUGCCAAGGUCCCGAUCUGGGUUUUCCCCGUGCAGUUCCCGUCGGAUCCAGCCGGUUCCCGCCGACCCCGUCGCCCGACCUCCCGUGUCACCAUCCUCUGCUCCAGCAGACUCCUGCCGCUGCUUCUGUUCGACAGGUAACGAGCAGCAACAGCUCGCUCGGCUGUUGACCGCGCCGCGCCAUCGCCUCGCGCGUUGCUGCACCCAGGUGGAUCCCCGUGCCCAAGCCGUCGCUGCUCAGGCUAGUGCCAAGUACAACCAUGUCACCAUCGGCCAGGAUCUUCGAGUACGUGCCGCCCCAAGCCACCUCGUUGCUGGGAAUGGAACCCCCGGUACCGAAGCUUUUGAACCCCGCCAUUUUUCGUGCCGCCGGACCUCAUCCCCAGGCCGAUUCCGCCAUGGCUUCCCCUGCAUCCCGACCUGCAACAAAGGUGUUCAUGUUCAGUUUCGUCAGGUUCGCGACAAGUUUUAA
This is a messenger RNA of Hordeum vulgare subsp. vulgare (domesticated barley), 750 nucleotides long. RefSeq lists its product as uncharacterized. Lineage: Eukaryota; Viridiplantae; Streptophyta; Magnoliopsida; Poales; Poaceae. The transcript has 4 exons. The record is from RefSeq and is a predicted model, not a curated record. Bases 1 to 750 code for a protein of 249 amino acids.